This is a messenger RNA of Linum tenue, 1064 nucleotides long. The record is from the annotation of a GenBank genome assembly. Lineage: Eukaryota; Viridiplantae; Streptophyta; Magnoliopsida; Malpighiales; Linaceae.
CGGAAAUCAUUGUAGCAACGGGUUGUUGCAGGGGUUCUAUAACCCUUACUACAGCCUUAAACUUAAAGUAUAUCGUAUUCUCUUUCCUUUCCUAACAUUGCUUCAGGAAGUCCCUCUUCCCUAAUUCGGAUUUUGAUUCUUCUUCUUUUCGGUCCCUGUUCGUCGAAAGAUUUCGUCGGAGUGAAAGAGAUUGGAAAAUCGCCACGGAGCGACGAGAGAUCCAGUUCGGAGAGUCACGGCGGAGCGGCGAGAGAUCAGGGAAUAAUUAGACAAGUCACCAGAAUCAGCGAUUCCGAUCUCCCUCCUCAAUCGCUUCGAUUGAAAGGCGAUUCCAGUCUCCCUCACUCGAUCUGGCUGAUGAGGCGAUUCUCUGGUAUUCCUCACUUACGCCGGCUGAAAGAAAUUUCUUAUGGAAGCAAAGAGGCGUCUUGGAGAGAUUCUAUCCGCCUUGAAUUUAUGGACAGUGUCGCGAUGGAUGUGGUUUUAAACAAUCUAGAUGGUGUUCGGAAUCCACUGGCUCCCACUAAGCACAACUUUUAUGUUUUGAUUGAGACAACAAGCAGCGAAGAGUCCUAUGACAAUUGACAAGGUUAGAGAUAUUAAUGGGCAUGUGAGCAGCAUUGCACCAAGGUUCCAAGAUGUCCUUAAAGCCUUCUCUUACAUUAUGGAGUUCCCUUGUAGAUCCGCUGCUGGUGAAGGUCCCCUGGUUUCUUUUUGUGGAUCAGAUGGUGUUAUUAGAGUUCUUUGAUGAUCUCGUGGAAGCUUGUACACAGAUACACGUGAGGUCAUAAAGGCGCCAUAGCUUGCUUGAUGACCUUCAUGGCUUCCUCAUUUGACUAGGCGCUACUUUUUCGGGCGGUUGUGAUGGUCUACUUGUGCUUUGGAGCGCUGACCAUGUUCAUGAUUCAAGGGAGCUUGUGCCCAAGCUAAGUUUAAAGGUACCCCCAGAAAUGAUUCAUGAGUAAAGUAAACAGUGAUGUUGCUAAGAACAGUUAACGAAGGUAAGGAAACCAAUGGUGACGAGGUUGUCAGUAAGAAAGUUCCGGGACAAAAGUGGAUGGAGG